Hydatigera taeniaeformis is the source of this 879-nucleotide messenger RNA. NCBI's taxonomy places the organism in Eukaryota, Metazoa, Platyhelminthes, Cestoda, Cyclophyllidea, Taeniidae. The record is from the annotation of a GenBank genome assembly.
AUGGCCGCUGUUAUUGGGCGUUUUGCAGCUGCUGGUGCCAAAUCAGGUGGAAAAUUUGCCACAAAAGCAGUGACAAAGAAAGGUGGGAAAGGCUUGGCCAAGAGCGUAGGUAAGGUGGGAAAAAAGAAGGGUUUGAAGAAGCUUGCCGGCGGAAAAGGUGGAAAGCUGAAAAAGUUUGCAGAAGGUCAGCUGAAAGGUGCAGUGAUGAGUGGGAUUGAAAAUAACUGUGGAGACGAAGGUCGUGAGUCAGGAGGGAAACAUUCAAAGAAGCCUAUCAAAAUUAAAUCCCCAGAUCGGAGCCACAAAUCACCUGAGAAGAAGUCUGGCGCAUUGCCUAAGGGCGGUAAAUCAAAAAUACAUUCAAAAGCGGAAAACUAUGCGAAAUCAAAAGUGCGUGGGAGACACGACACUGACGGUGAAGAUGACGACGAUUCGGAGUGCGGUGGGGAGUCUGGUGGCUCUGAUAGGGAAAGAUCAACCAGCAGAGAAAAAGGUAAGAAGAGAGGUAGAAGUAGUGAUUCUAAUUCGAAGUCGAAAAAGAAAAUAAGGGGUGAUAAAAAAGACAAAAAGAAUCACAAACAUCACAGUACUAAAGACGAGUCAGACAGGAAGAGUAAAAAGGGUAAGGAGAAGAAUAAGAAAGAGAGAUCGGGUGAUAAAUCAACUGAUAGUGAAUCGGAGAAAACUAGAAAAACUGAGAAACGAAAAGAUCGGAAAAGUGGUAAAAAGAACGCUAAGCGUUCUUCAGAAGAUGCUUGCCCUGAUACUAGCGAUUCUGAAAUGGAAAAAAGUGUUAAAAAACAUCAUAAAAAAGGUAAAAUUGCGAGGGAAGAGGAUUUGGAAGAUUCUUCGGACGGAUGUGAUACCGAAUAUGAAAAU